GACAACGUCAUCAGCCGAUCCGAUAACAUGCCAUGGUUUGGCGGUCCCACUCUGAUCGAGGCCCUUGACGAAGCAGUUGCAUCACAUUUCCGUCCUGAGCGGCCUUUGCGGUUUCCUCUGGCGGAGGUCAUGAAAGUCGGGGGCAAGGGCACCGUGGUGGUCGGCCGCGUGGCCACUGGCACCCUACGCCACGGGGCCAAACUGACGUUUGCCCCUGGCGGGACCACGGCAGAAGUGACGGCCAUUGCGAUGCAUCACGAGCCCCUCAGUGAGGCGGUCGUGGGCAACGCAGUGACCGUAACGGUAGACGCUGAGAUGAGCGAGCUUCGACGAG
Molecule: messenger RNA, 334 nt
Organism: Symbiodinium pilosum
Lineage: Eukaryota; Dinophyceae; Suessiales; Symbiodiniaceae
Source: the annotation of a GenBank genome assembly